Messenger RNA from Owenia fusiformis, 1983 nucleotides. The record is from the annotation of a GenBank genome assembly. NCBI's taxonomy places the organism in Eukaryota, Metazoa, Annelida, Polychaeta, Sabellida, Oweniidae.
GGCCAUUUGUUAGUUUUGUAAUGAACUUUGUUUCGGCUGAUUCUACGGAGCUAACAUACAUGAAAGGAAUGAUGAAAUAAAUUGAUAGACGAUUUGGUAUGGUCGAGUCGACGCUUGCAGAUAUCCAAACAUUGAUUCAAUGGUCAAACCUUGAACUGAGUCUCAUACAAAUCGAAAAUAAUGUUCAAACGAUGGACAGAGCAUACAAAAACUUUUAUGAAUUAGAAGGAUCGGCUUCAGAUAAAAUGCGUGAUUUUAGCACUUCAUAUGAAUCAGCAUAUCGACUCAGUGGAUCAAGAUUAUACGAGCUGGUUGUUCAAGAAAGUUCGUUUACCGACAGUCUUGGCGUAGCAAUUAUGAAAAAACAAAGUACGACCGCAAAAAGACAAACGAUUAUCUUCUUGGGAUUCUCAAGAUCAUCUUGCAAGGUAUGCGAAUUGAACUUGCCUAUUGCAAAAUGCAAUAUGGCGGAACAUAUUAUAAUUCCAUGCGAGGCGAAUGGCAAAGUAGAAUUGUCACAGUAACUGAAAAAUUCAAAGAGAUUGAUGACACUGUAACAAACGCGUUCCUCGUGCAGUCAAAAGCGGACACCAAAGAAACUGCUCAUGACAACCGGCCCAAUUCCAUGGGUAACUUAGAUUUUAGCGUCAAGGUGUGUAAUAAGUUAAAAGAAAAGUAUUACUGGCGAGAUUGGUUAUGUGCAGUAUGGGAUGACGAUGUUUCUUCAAACGAAUUCAGUUACACAUUGUGUGGAGGCUUUUUUCUCCGUUGGGAGUAUGGACGCAACAUCCUUGUGUCAAGCCGAGACAAAACUGCUCCAAGGAUGAACGUAGCCAAUGCUAAGGCAGAGUUGAACAAGUUUACGUUUAAAUCUUAUGUGGGUAUUAGUUAUGAUGGUACAAAGAUAAUCAACCAUAGCUCGAGAGCCAAUACAAUUUUUGACGUAAUAAACGUAAACGAUGCAUGUUGCAUCGCUGUUAUUAAAAAGCAUGCUAACACAUACUGGCAUAAGUCAGAUUACACUAGAGUUGCAACUAAAGCCUUGCACAUUUACUGGUGGGUUGUUAUAUUUGGUUAAACAAUUGAACAAUGUUUUAUGUAACAAAAACUUCAAAUAGUUCUCUGAAAAAAUAAUUGGACAAAUAAUGAGGUCAACAAUGACAACUAGAUUAAGGAUGCUGAUCAAAUAAAAUAAUAUUUAUUUUUUGUAUUUUAUUAUAAUCUCCCACAUAAUCAUGGUUUUGUGCUGCUUCACAUUCGGACAUUAAAUUCUUUUUAACUAUUGCAAUAGUUUAGCAUUGCUAUGUUACGAAUAUGACCCUUGCUACGUUUUACGGAUAUAACCCUCGCUAUGUUUUACGGAUAUGAUCAUUGCUAUGUUUACGGAUAUGACCUUCGCUACGUUUUACGAAUAUGACCAUGGCUAUGUUUACGGAUAUGACCAUUGCUACAUUUUACGGAUAUGACCCUUGCUACGUUUUACGGAUAUAACCCUCGCUAUGUUUUACGGAUAUGAUCAUUGCUAUGUUAAACGGAUAUGACCUUCGCUAAGUUUUACGGAUAUGACCAUGGCUAUGUUUACGGAUAUGACCAUUGCUAUGUUUACGGAUAUGACCAUUGCUACAUUUUACGGAUAUGACCAUUGCUAUUUUUACGGAUAUGACCAAUGCUACAUUUUACGGAUAUGGCCCUAGCAACGUUUACGGACAUGACCAUUGCUAUGUUUACGGAUAUGGCCCUCGCUAUGUUUUACGGAUAUGACCAUUGCUAUGUUUACGGAUAUGGCCUUCGCUAAGUUUUACGGAAUCAGCUAAUUUUGUCAUAGUUUGAGUAAAUUUUCUCUCUUGAAUGUACCCAAGUAUUUCCUUCCCAGCAGUCAAGCCUUUCUCCAUUUGGUCCUUUUCGUCAGCGGUUAAGCUUUCAAUGUUCGGUACAAACGCCAAAACUAUCAUCGUGAAGAACCAUGCACCUAGAGGAACACCU